ACGCCUAUCUUCCGCUGCAGCUUCGUCCGUCUUCUUAUCUUCACGUCAUAUUUCUGCACACUUGACUGGAGUCUUUCUUUCUUCUGCACUCUGAUAAGCAGCAAAAAUCAUAAAAAAAAACCCCCAUUAUUCUUUUCUCGACAGCAAUGGCUAUGAAUUUCUCCCCUUCAACCCCCAUGGGGUCCAUUUAUCAGCAGAAACCCAAAAUUCUUCUUUCCCUGCAACCUCCCCAAGGUUCGAAAAAUGUGUCUUGCGGCGCGGCUUCCCACUAUGUCAAGCUUGAGGUUAGGCUCAGAGCUUCUGCUGCAAAGCCCCUGUUGUUAAACACCUCUUGCAGAAGAGACGAGUUUUGAGGUGUGCAACCAUAGAAGAAAUAGAAGCUGAGAAAUCUUUCAUUGAAGAAGACGUUAAAGAAAGAAUGGAAAAGACUGUUGACACAGUUCGCUCGAGUUUUAAUUCUAUUAGGACCGGUAGAUCAAACCCGGCAAUGCUGGACAAAAUUGAGGUGGAGUACUAUGGAGCACCAACCAACUUGAAGAGCAUAGCUCAAAUUAGUACUCCUGAUGCAAGUUCACUUUUGGUGAAACCCUAUGACAAAUCCGCCUUGAAGGCUAUAGAAAAAGCAAUUGUCAACUCUGACCUUGGUAUGACACCAAACAAUGAUGGAGAAGUUAUAAGGCUGGCAAUACCCCAACUUACAUCAGAGAGGAGAAAGGAACUAUCAAAAAUUGUGGCAAAACAAGCUGAGGAAGGGAAGGUAGCAUUGAGGAAUGUACGAAGAGAUGCCAUCAAAUCCUAUGAAAAACUUGAGAAGGAGAAAAAGCUGUCCGAGGACAAUGUGAAAGACUUGUCCAGUGAUCUGCAGAAAGUGACAGAUGAAUAUAUGAAAAAGAUUGAUUCCCUCUACAAACAGAAGGAGAAGGAGUUGCUGACAGUUUGAGAAGGGGUUGUGAAUAGGUAUAUUGGAUUAGCUUGGUGCUGUGUUUGACGUCAAAAUCCAUUUCUAUCUCUCGAUCCCUUCCUUCCCCAAGUCCGUUGCAGUCUACCCCAUACAUCUGUUUAGAAGUCUUUUAUGUAUUCUUUCGCCUGGAUUUUUACAUGUAUAGCUGCCAAAGAUCGAGUUUGUAUGUUGGGUUCUUGCGUUCUAUAUGUAAUUUGACCCUCAAUUUUCACAAAUUUAGUUCGAAGUCGUUUUGUUCCCUCUCUACCAGACAUUGACGUAAAUGUUGUCGGAUUGUUUUCAGU
This is a messenger RNA of Coffea arabica (coffee), 1245 nucleotides long. Its product is annotated as ribosome-recycling factor, chloroplastic. Gene Ontology annotation, biological process: plastid translation. The record is from RefSeq and is a predicted model, not a curated record. Gene Ontology annotation, molecular function: ribosomal large subunit binding. Lineage: Eukaryota; Viridiplantae; Streptophyta; Magnoliopsida; Gentianales; Rubiaceae. Gene Ontology annotation, cellular component: chloroplast.